Tripterygium wilfordii is the source of this 1140-nucleotide messenger RNA. Its product is annotated as protein COFACTOR ASSEMBLY OF COMPLEX C SUBUNIT B CCB1, chloroplastic. The coding region runs from base 84 to 893 and encodes 269 amino acids. The transcript is spliced from 4 exons. NCBI's taxonomy places the organism in Eukaryota, Viridiplantae, Streptophyta, Magnoliopsida, Celastrales, Celastraceae. The record is from RefSeq and is a predicted model, not a curated record.
UCAAGCUUCAUCACUUAGGGACCAUUCAAAAUGCUUAAAAAACCCAAUCAAAAUAUUUCCUCACUUUAUCUGCCCAAACUGUAAUGGCAGCACUGGCAGCAGCUAAGCUAUUCUCACUUCAUCCAAACCCACUUCAUUCAUCACUUCCUUCCCCAAAAUUGAACCCCCAUAACCAACCAUGGCUCACUCCCACAAAACCCAAGAGGCUGGUGCUGGUUCAUGUCUCUCCACAACUACUGGAACCCCUUUCUUCCAUUGCUCUUGUGGAGCAGCUACACCAAAACCAACAAGACCCAAAUUCUCUGUUUCAGGUAGCUGAGACUACUACUGUUGGGUAUUCACUGGCUAGCUAUUACACCUCUCUGGGUCUCUUUGUCAUCUCUGUUCCUGGUCUCUGGUCCCUUAUUAAGCGCUCUGUUAAAUCCAAGAUUGUGAAGAAGACAUUUAUUGUUGAAGGUCAAGGAAACAAGGCACCAAAUCGAGUUGCAGGAGAGAUAUUGUCCUUUUUCACGCGCAAUAAUUUUGUGGUCACUGAAAGAGGAGAAACUGUAACGUUUGAAGGCAUCAUGGUUCCAAGUCGGGGUCAAGCAGCGCUGCUUACUUUCUGUACCUGUAUCAGCUUGGCUAGUGUUGCCCUUGUGCUUACUAUAACGUUUCCGGACUUUGGCAAUAAUUGGUUCGGGAUCACUAUUCUAAGUCCGCUAGCGGGAGCAUAUUACUGGAAGCGAGCAUCGAGAAAAGAGCAAAUAAAGGUUAAAAUGAUUGUUGCAGAGGACGGGACCUUAUCGGAGAUCAUUGUUCAAGGUGAUGAUGAACAAGUAGAGCAAAUGAGAAAGGAGCUUCAACUCAGUGAGAAAGGCAUGGUGUAUGUCAAGGGCAUAUUUGAGAGAUGAACAUAUAUUCAAUCCCUUAAAAGUUUAGAAAUUUGCAUUUGUUCAAGCAACAUUGUUAUUUUGUCGGUUGUCUUCAAGAUCACAGUGGCUUCGAUAUAUUUACACAGACAAAAAGAUUAGGAGAGUUAUUUCUCUUUUGUAUGCCCUGAAUACUUUGAUGUGUAAAAAAUUUUGACGUCAAAGCUUGCUCGGUUUGCUGAUGUAUCAGAAUGUGUAAAUUUGUUGAGGAAAGUGUAUUUUCAUUAGA